Molecule: messenger RNA, 3073 nt
Organism: Mangifera indica (mango)
Lineage: Eukaryota; Viridiplantae; Streptophyta; Magnoliopsida; Sapindales; Anacardiaceae
Product: receptor-like protein kinase HERK 1
Exons: 1
Coding region: 433-2886 (817 amino acids)
Biological process (GO): protein autophosphorylation
Cellular component (GO): plasma membrane; plasmodesma
Molecular function (GO): transmembrane receptor protein tyrosine kinase activity; ATP binding
Source: RefSeq, a predicted model, not a curated record
AUCAAACAAUCAUCCUAACCUUGAACUUAAAAGGCUACUUAUCCAGAUAGCUGUCUUCCUCUUUGUGCAAUCUUGUGUUAUUGUCUACUACUACUCUUUCUUCUCUUCUUUUGGGUCGUUUUCCUUAUAGUUAAUGCUUCUCUUGCAACGUGCUGUGCAUUAGGUGUUACCAUAAUGACUUGUUUUACUUCCCAAGCACCAAUUUCCAUCACCUCAAUCAUCAUUCUCCAGUCUUACAUAAUCUAAAACUUUUCUCACUCUCUUCUUCUUCUUCGUUGAUUUUCAGGUGAUUUUGAACCUCGCCCAUUUCUUUAUUCUCUUGUUUUCUUCAUGUUAUCUAUUCAGUUUUUGCUACCUUGAACGUUUCUUUCACUAACCCUGUUGAUCGGUUUUCUUUUUUAUUUUUUUCAUCUGAUUUAUUUUCUUAUUAUCAUGGCGAAUGUUAGGACUUUUGAAUUGCAGAUUUGGGUUUCAAUUUUUCUUGGUUCAAUAUAUCUUUCUUUUGGGUUUACUCCUGAGGACAAUUAUCUGAUAAACUGUGGUUCCUUCACAAAUACAUCUGUUGAUAAACGUAUAUUUGUUUCUGAUUACUCAAGUUCUAUCUAUCUUUUAACUCAACAAAACAUUUCUGCUGAUACUAGCUUGAGUUCUACUUCAUCCAACAUUAAUGAUUCAGCUUUGUAUCACACCGCUAGAAUAUUCACAGGACCCUCCAACUACACAUUUCCAAUCAAACGAAAAGGGAGACAUUGGAUUCGCCUUCAUUUUUUCCCUUUUGUUUAUGGAAAAUACAACAUGACAUUAGCAAAAUUCUCUGUUUCCACUCAAAGUUUUACACUUAUUAAAGAAUACCAAUCAGGGAAUGGUUCUUUAGUUCAGGAAUUUUCUUUGAACAUAACUUCUGAUAAGCUUGUUCUCACUUUUACUCCUCUUGCAAAUUCAUUUGCGUUUUUAAACGCUUUAGAAGUUUUUUCACUUCCUCCUGAGCUCAUCCCUGAAGCUGCCACAAGUAUUGGCUCUCAAACUAGUUACCGAAAUCUGCAGAAGCAGGCUUUGGAGACAGUUGUGAGGGUAAAUAUGGGUAAUGAAAUUGUGUCUCGUCAAACUGACCCGUUAUGGCGGCUUUGGGUUGCUGAUGAUUCAUUUCUAGUGCAUAAUAGUCUAGCCAAGUUUGUGUCAAAUGUCAAAGCUGUUAAUUUCACCGGAGAAAAAACAACUAAACUAAUUGCUCCAGCUGAUGUCUAUGGCACUGCCACAAUGUUGAACUCAGAGCAAAAUCCUAGUACCAAUGCAAAUGUAACAUGGAUUUUUUAUGUGGAUCCGGGUUUUGAAUAUCUAGUUCGGUUUCACUUCUGUGAUAUAUUGAAUACUUCUCAACCAAUCUUAUUUAAUGUUUAUAUUAAUUCAUGGUAUGCUUCUCAUGAUUUUAAUCUUCAAAACUUUACUUCCAAAACCAUUGGUGCCCCAUGCUACAUGGAUUUCAUCAUAAGAGUGAGUGAUAACCAUAAGCUAAGUGUAAGUGUCGGUCCUUCUACUACAGUGGAGCUUUACCCAAAUGCAUUUCUUAAUGGGUUGGAGAUCAUGAAGUUAAACAAUUCUAGAGGGAGCUUUGAUGUCUUGGAGUCUAGCUCUAAUUUCUCAAGUGAUUCCAGGAUGACAGUCAGUCUUAUAGUGGGAUUAGCUGCUGGGUUAUUUGUUGCGGUUGUUUUGGUUUUAGUUUUCUUCCUGUUGCGCAGAAGGAAAAAACUGUCACAAAUUGGCCAUUUGCAGGCAGAGGACAAGUUUGGCAUGAAUGGAGGAGGUGCUACUGCCAUCUUUCCCAGCUCAAAGAUUGGCUACCGCUUCCCUAUUGUUGCGAUUCGAGAGGCUACUGAUAAUUUUAAUGAAAGUUUGGUUAUUGGGGUUGGAGGUUUUGGGAAGGUUUACAAAGGAGUCUUGAGGGAUGACACAAAGGUGUCAGUGAAGAGGGGAGGUUCUCAAUCACAUCAGGGUCUUACAGAAUUCAAGACCGAGAUUGAAAUGCUAUCCCAGAUCCGUCAUCGCCAUUUGGUAUCUUUGAUUGGGUACUGUGACGAACAGGAUGAGAUGAUCAUAAUCUAUGAGUACAUGGAAAAUGGUACUCUCAAGAACCAUCUUUAUGGCUCAAACUUUCCCAGCUUAAGUUGGAGACAGCGGCUUAAGGUAUGCAUUGGAUCGGCCAGAGGACUUCACUAUCUUCAUACUGGCUUCACAAAGGCAAUUAUUCAUCGCGAUGUGAAGUCUGCAAACAUACUACUAGAUGAAAAUUUCAUGGCCAAGGUUGCUGAUUUUGGUCUUUCAAAAACUGGCCCCGACUUAGAUCAAACUCAUGUUAGUACUGCAGUGAAAGGCAGCUCUGGGUAUCUUGAUCCUGAGUAUUUGAAAAGGCAACAACUAACCGAAAAAUCGGAUGUUUAUUCCUUUGGUGUGGUUAUGCUUGAAGUUCUUUGUGGGAGACCAGUGAUUGAUCCAUCACUUCCAAGAGAACAGGUGAAUUUGGUUGAAUGGGCAAUCAAGUGUCAACAAAGAGGGCAUUUGGAGGAUAUUGUAGAUCCUAAGAUCAUCAAGCAAAUAAAGCCAGAAUCCUUGAAGAAGUUUGGAGACAUAGCUCAGAAAUGCCUGGCCGAGUGUGGUAUUGACCGGCCCUCCAUGGGAGACGUGUUAUGGAACUUGGAGUAUGCGCUUCAACUCCAAGGGAACGAAGAAAAAUCGAGUCCUAAUGGUGAUAUAUCAUCACGGACUACUCUUGUUAAUCAGUCACACCACACCACAUCCAUCGAAUUCAGUAUGGGAAGUGUAGAUGACCUCUCUGAUGUUUCAAUGAGUAAGGUUUUUGCGCAAAUGGUGGGAGAGGAAAGGGAGCGCUAGUGAAGCCAUGUACUCAAGCAAGAGUUUCUUUGUUCUUUCACAGAAGGAGAUAAGUGUAGUUUUAUGGCAAACAUGUAGAAUGUACUUUGUUGGUAUGCAAGAAAGUUUGUGAAAUGUAGUUUCUUAAAGUUGUGAUUUCUCUUUAGAGUAUCCACAAGUUAAAUAAAGUCUGGUGCAUUAUUAUUUA